CAACUACGUGGUAUGGCAGCUGGGUUGGCAUCCGAAACGAUGGAAGAUGAUAUUUCGAAGUGCACAUCAUCCCUCGAAACUUCGAUUGUGCUUCCUCUACCAACUGAAUUAGAAAGUGUGCACGACGUGACUAUAGACAAAAUCGCCGCGAAGCUUCUGAAAGAUAAUUUCAUUUUGACUGCUUUGGAAUUGCAUGCCGAACUCUUGGAAAGCGGCAGGGAACUACCCAGGCUACGAGACUAUUUUUCCAACCCAGGCAACUUCGAAAAGCAUAGUCAUUCUGCUUUUGAUGCGUCACCGGUCUUGCCAAGAACAUCAAGUGUCCAGACAUUUGAUUCAUUGGAUUUCACAAGGUAUUCAGAUGACGGAGAGAAACAACUAGAUGAAAGAGUUGCUGUUUUAGAAUUCGAGCUUAGGAAGGCUCGGGAAACCAUCAAGAACCUGCGAGCAAACCUAACUGUUGUUACAGAGUCUGAUCCAAAUACUCCAGACAAUGGCAGUGAGCACAUGACUGUUUCAGAAGAGCCUUUGCGCCCGCAUGAGCGUCGAGCUGUCAACUUCCUUCUGAACGAGUACUUGCUAAAGCACGAUUACAAGCUGACAUCGAUAACUUUUUCUGAUGAGAAUGAAGUCCAGGACUUUGAAGACUGGGAUGAUGUAGGUCUGAAUAUUCCCAAGCCACCUGAUCUGGUGCACCUGUACCGCAGUUACAACAAGCACUCCCGACUUUGCUGUGACGUUGUAGAGCGUCAGGUGCAGACCGAUUUUGAAGAUUCAAGUUUGCAAAAAGACCUCACAAGCAACUUGGAGGCUCUUGUAGCAGAAAAGGCUGCCUUGGAAGCGGAACUUGACUUAUUAAAGGGACAUAUGGAGAAGGUCACCCAAGAAAAUCGUUUGCUAACAGCAGAGCUGGACAAAGUUUUAUUCUCUCGUACAGAAUUGACCUUCAAACCCAAUUUGCCUUUGGAUAUGGCAGUUGACACACUGUCUGAUGCUGUAGAACCAUGCACUCCUAGUCCAAAUGUGGCUGUAGUCUCACCAUGCAAGCAGCUGCCAGAGGAAAAGGGUGACUCUGUUGAAGAGCGCAUGCCACAGGGACUUGCGAUAUGUGUGGCUCAUCAAAUGUGUAAGGAAGAAACGUGCGUUACAGCUGACGAUGUCAGUGAAAGUGUCGGCAAGCCAGAAGAAUUGAAGACCCUUAAGGGCACAAGGAAGACAUGUCCAGCCUUUCUUGAGGCCCUCAUGAAUGUAUGCCGACCUCAUCAUGAGCUGUCUGACUCGCGCCUGGCGAAAGAUGUAACGUCAGUGGCUUCAUCAGGCGAGGAGGUCGUUCUAAUGCUUGCCCGAUGUCUUCCACACAUUGUGCCUAAUGUCCUUCUGGCAAAACGAGAGGAGCUGGUUCCCCUGCUCUUGGCAGCCAUCAAUUUGCAUCCAGAUGCUGCUCAACGUGAUGUCCUUCUGAAUCUGUUGUUCAAUCUAACAAAGCGCCCAGAUGAUGCACAACGCAGAGUCAUAUUGGCUGGGCUACUGUCUGUGGCUCAGUGCCUAGGCCCUGAACGAGUUGAAGCUGAGCUUCUGCCGCAGUGUUGGGAGCAAAUAAACCACAAGUACUUGGAAAGAAGACUUUUAGUGGCUGAGUCUUGUGGCUAUUUGGCAUCACAAGUAGCUCCUGAGAUCCGUAGCUCCUUGCUACUGUCCAUGUUACAACAGAUGCUCAGGGAAGAAAAAGAUGACGUGGUCAGGGAAAGGGCUGCACAUAGUUUAGCUAUGCUGCUUGCUUAUGUGGAUGAUCAAGAUAAGUUUUCUCAGGCAGUUGACCUGGCAUUGCUUGUAGUAGCUGAUGCACGUGCAAACAUGGCUGAGGUGGCACAGACUGUCUUGCUUCCUUCUGUUGCUGCAUGGGCACUGGAAAUAGGCCACCUGGAGGACACACUGCUUUCCACACUGAUUAAACUUCUUGAAGAUCAUAUAAAGGCCUUGGCAUUGCGAUCAGCUGAUGGCCCAACUGCACUUACACAAGCUGAAGAACAACACUCAGUGCAUCUCAUUAAGGCACUUGGAGCAUUGUUACCAUUCCUUUUUGUUCAUGUUGUCGAAACUGGCCCCUAUACAAGCCGCUUGAAUCUCACAGACAGCUCUUGGAAAAGUGUGUUACGAGAUGAUAGGCUGCCACAUCCACAAAACCCACUGUAUGACACACUAAAAAUCUCAAGGUAUACUUCAAAAAUGCCAGCUGUGGUAGCUGCAUUUGAUGAGCACAUUGGACAAGAAUGGUAUAAGACAUGGCCAGCUUUUGACUGGCUUCUCAGCAAAUUCAUUCCUUUCCUCACAGGCAUAACUGCAAACACAGAACCAUCAAGUCGUCCUACUGUGCAUGCGUUGUCUGAACUCCUUCUCAAUGUCUGCCAACUUUUUGGUCGCACCUUCACUCAAUGCAAAGUGAAGCCUGCGUUUUCUGCAUUGAUUCCUCUCAAUGAGGCCUUCACUCAGGAAGCAAAGAACAUGUUGACAAGUGCAGUGGGACCUGUAUAUGCAUCUGGCAUCCUGGCAGCAUUUUCUUCUGAAUCUGAUUGCAAGGAGCUUGUGGACUUCUUGAGGAAUCUUCUCUUUGUAGUGUCACUUUGUGAACUUCCUUUGUCAAGUGUGGAGAGCAUCUUCAUUGAGCUUAGCAUGAACAGAAAUUUCCAUGAAGUUCUGCUGUCAGUACUUUGGGAAGGAGUGGUCCAUAACACUGCACUUGUCCGAAGCAAUGCAGGCCGCCUUUUUGAGCUUCUUGUUGGGACUGUGGCCGAUCCAUUGUUAAAAAGUCGUGUAACACCAGCACUUGUGACUCUUGCAAGUGACCCUGAAAUCUCUGUGCGCAUAGGAACAGUGAGGCCGUUCGGUACUAUUUUGGCAACAAGCACUCAAAAAGACUUGCUUGACAAAGCCUUCAUGCAGCUGCAAACUUUUCUUGAAGAUCCUCAGCAUAGCCAUGACCACUCAAUGCAGGCUGAGUUUAUCCAUAUGUUUACUUCGUUAGGCCCAAAUACAGAACCACGCUUUAGAGAUGAAUUCAUCUUGCCUCACCUUGCAAUUUUGGCAAUGAGAAACAAUCAGAAUACAAACGACUCAUCGAGGGUGAAAAUUAUGGAGCUGCUUCUUGAAGCCUAUAGUGCAUUGUCUUGCACCUACAUUUCAGAACAUGCAAUCACAGAUGCGUUUUUACCGGGCUUACGGUGUCUUUUGGAAGAUGCAAGGCAAGUUGCACCUUGCCAUGAGUCGGCGGUGUCAGCUAUGAUUGGUGACUUUGAAGCCAAAUUGGACUGUUGCAGGGAAAGAACCCCAUCACUAAGCUCUCCUAUGGCAAGUAUGGAGGAGAUGAAGCGGAAGAUGACGAAGAUCUUCACUGUGCCUCCUGCUAAUGCUCGCUCAAACCUUCCAAACAUCUUUCAGUUGCGAAAAAAAUGAGCAGAGGCAUUGCUAGUCAACGCCUACAGUAAGCCCAAGUUGGAACUCAAAACAGUCUACAAUGCAAAAGGUGCUGAAGGGACACCAGUCUGCAUCACGUCUAGUCAUGACCAGAGGAAGCAUGUGCAUUAUGUUUUUGCAUGAUGCUAUACAGUGGAUCCAUUAGGAUAUAUUUGAUUGGUCACAUGAUAUAUAAUGUUGCAGAAAACAGUAAUAUUUGUUUUUAAGGCAGUUCCAUGCACUUGUACCUUUUAUGCUGAAGACAGAUUUUGUACAUACAAUACUACAUAUUUUUGGAUGGCUUUUAUUGAAGAAAGGUCCUUUGAA
This is a messenger RNA of Rhipicephalus sanguineus (brown dog tick), 3777 nucleotides long. Its product is annotated as RAB11-binding protein RELCH homolog. The transcript has 24 exons. Gene Ontology annotation, cellular component: recycling endosome; trans-Golgi network. The record is from RefSeq and is a predicted model, not a curated record. Gene Ontology annotation, biological process: intracellular cholesterol transport. NCBI's taxonomy places the organism in Eukaryota, Metazoa, Arthropoda, Arachnida, Ixodida, Ixodidae. The coding region runs from base 13 to 3450 and encodes 1145 amino acids. Gene Ontology annotation, molecular function: protein binding.